UUUCGACGAAGAGAAGCAGAGAGUGAAGGAUUUUGGGUAGGACAUCCUUAGGUCAGCCAUAUUGCGGUGGUCCGUCUGAAGGAGAGAGAGAAGAUGAGGGGGAUCCGGGGAAUAAGCCAGCUAUCGAGGAGGCUUUAUGCAGCCCAGGCUGCCCAUAAGGUGGAUGUUGCGGCAGCCGUGGAGCCAGUAAAGUUUCUGCCGCAGGAAGUGCAGGUGACUAAAUUGCCUAGCGGGUUAGUGAUUGCUUCCUUGGAAAACUAUUCUCCUGCUUCUCGGAUUGGUGUGCUCGUCAGGGCUGGAAGUCGAUAUGAGACGAUCGACAACCUCGGUGUCUCACACUUGCUUCGUCUGGCUGCCAGUCUGACAACCAAGGGAGCGUCUGCCUUCAAGAUCUGCCGCGGUGUUGAGGCUGUAGGGGGAAGCUUGAGUGUGUCAAGUUCCAGGGAAACCAUGGCAUACACUGUAGACUGUCUGAGAGAUCAUAUUGACACUGUUAUGGAGUAUCUGAUCAAUGUGACCACUGCGCCGGAGUUUCGGCCAUGGGAAGUGUCAGACCUCACUGCCAGGGUGAAACUGGAUAAGGAACUUGCCAAGCAGACUCCUCAGAUUGGUGUCAUUGAGAUUUUGCAUGCUGCAGCUUAUAAGAAUGCCCUGUCCAAUUCCUUAUACUGUCCAGACUACAUGCUCGGCCAAAUCACCACAGAACAGAUGCACACCUUUGUUCAGAACAACUUCACAAGUGCAAGAAUGGCCCUUGUUGGUCUUGGUGUGGAUCAUGCCGUACUUAAGCAGGUUGGGGAGCAAUUCCUGAACAUCCGCAGUGGAACAGGCACUGUUGGUUCCGAAGCCGUGUACCGUGGAGGUGAGCUGAGGCAUCAGUCUGGAGGAGGACUGGUUCAUGCGGUCGUGGCGAGCGAAGGUGCAAGUGCAACAUCAGCCGAGGCCACUGCAUUCAGUAUACUGCAGCAUGUGCUUGGAGCAGGACCUCAUGUCAAGAGAGGCUCCAACACUACAAGCAAACUGAGUCAGGCCAUCUCAAAGGUCACCGCUCAGCCCUUUGAUGCGUCUGCCUUCAAUGCCAACUACACUGAUUCUGGUCUGUUUGGAGUUUACACCAUCUGCCAGGCUAACGCUGCCAAAGAUGUAAUCAAAGCAGCAAUCGUUCAAGUGAAUGACAUUGCACAAGGAAACCUUGCAGCAGCUGACCUCAGCAGAGCUAAGAAUCAGUUGACGGCUGAGUACCUGAUGUCUAUUGAGAGUUCUGAGGGCUUAAUGGAAGCAAUUGGUUCACAAGUGCUGGCAGAGGGUGCCUACCAUUCCCCCGAGGCUGUGACCCAGAAAAUCAGUGCUGUGUCUUCGGCUGAUGUUGUCAAUGUUGCAAAAAAAUUCAUGUCUGGCAAAAAGACUAUGGCUUCCAGUGGACACUUGGUCAACACACCUUUUGUUGAUGAAGUCUGAUGGGCACACAUCAGUGCUUUCAAACAUUUUGUCUUUCAACAGUGUCUAACUCUUCAUUUCAUUAUUAUGAAAUGAGGACAUGUUCAGGAUAUCUUUAUUAUUCCUGUCCAAAAAAAUAAAAAUAAUAAUAAGUUUGUCAUCAACAUUUGGUCUUGAUAUUUGUAAUAUAUAAAGUGGAGUAAUCUGAAAAGAAGAACUCAGCACUUGUCCAUUUGAAAUGUAUAGAUGUACAUUAAUAAAGUAUCUUGCAACACCAACAAA
Sinocyclocheilus grahami is the source of this 1719-nucleotide messenger RNA. RefSeq names its product cytochrome b-c1 complex subunit 2, mitochondrial-like. The record is from RefSeq and is a predicted model, not a curated record. Gene Ontology annotation, biological process: proteolysis. The transcript has 14 exons. Gene Ontology annotation, molecular function: metal ion binding; metalloendopeptidase activity. Gene Ontology annotation, cellular component: mitochondrion. The coding region runs from base 94 to 1458 and encodes 454 amino acids. Lineage: Eukaryota; Metazoa; Chordata; Actinopteri; Cypriniformes; Cyprinidae.